Venustampulla echinocandica is the source of this 1959-nucleotide messenger RNA. RefSeq names its product WD40 repeat-like protein. The record is from RefSeq and is a predicted model, not a curated record. The transcript has 4 exons. The coding region runs from base 1 to 1959 and encodes 652 amino acids. Gene Ontology annotation, molecular function: protein binding. NCBI's taxonomy places the organism in Eukaryota, Fungi, Ascomycota, Leotiomycetes, Helotiales, Pleuroascaceae. Gene Ontology annotation, biological process: negative regulation of transcription by RNA polymerase II. Gene Ontology annotation, cellular component: transcription repressor complex; nucleus.
AUGGCCGGUUCCAGCAACCGCGAUCCCUCUCCGUUCGGAGGGCCAGAGGACGAUGAUUCUACGAUAAUAUCAACUCGGGGGAUGGAAGCGUUUGGGCGGAAAGUUACAACAACGGCAGGCCACCUAAUGGCGCCUAUGGUAGAUCCCACCUCCAGUACACAUUAUCAGAAUGCAAUGAGCGAUCUGCAUAAACAGCUGCGAAGGCCAAACCUCCAGAGAAGCGUAUUCUCCUUCGCGAAAACAAGCCCGACAGACUUGGUUCGAUCCACAUUGUCGACAUCGGAGAUACAAUACCGCGCCCUAACCUACCUACCUGACGAGCUGCUGAAGAACAUCCCGGAGAAUGAAAAUGUAUACUCGUUGUUUCAGGGCUUCCAAGCUACGUUACCGGAAAGCAGCCCGGAAAGCAAACGACAUCGAAGGCGAGUAUCGAGGGGUAGGAAGUUGCUUGAGGAAGACAAGUCAGAGCCUGAUUCGAACCUGCCCAUCCACAAGCUCAAGAAGGAGAAGCAUACCUUGAACCACCAACUGGAAAUGAUGAGUAUCCGUAAAAAUAUGGCAAGCAGCGAGAUUCGUGAGAUCGACAAUAAAAUCUCCAAUCUCAACAACACCCGGAGGAUCGUGCUAGACCGGUUGGCGGGUUUAGAACAGGAAGAAGCUUUGCUAGAGCAUGACAGUUGGCUUGAAGAAGCCCAGGAACUGUUCGACGAUGCCGCGGCGCUGAAGGCUGAGGUUGACGUUGAGUUGGAAAAAACGGACGAUCACGCAAUGGAUGCUUCAUUUAUGUCGGAAUCGAUAUAUGAAAAGCUUCCUUCGCCAGGUAGCACACCCACCAAAUCGAAACGACAUAAGACUAUUCGCCGAAAAUCGAUGCCAAUUUUGCACGAGCAUUUCGAGCCGGGAUCCACGAUUCGAGAAAUACGAGCUCAUAAUGACAUGAUCACCGCCCUGGAUUUUGAUGUUCCAUUUGGAACGAUGGUUACAUCCGCAUUAGAUGACAGUGUUCGAGUCUGGGACCUGAGCGCUGGACGAUGCAUGGGUCUCCUUGAAGGGCACACCGCAUCGGUACGGACGUUGCAAGUAGAAGACAAUAUCGUUGCAACAGGUUCAAUGGACGCGACGAUUCGAUUAUGGGAUCUCAGUAAAGCCCAUUAUGAGCCUCCUGAUAACCGCAUUAAUAAGGGCGGAGAUGAAGAGGAUCCCUUAGCUUUUGGGGACGUAGAAGAGGAGCUAUUUGAUCCCCCGGUGGGAACAAUGAGAGAUUGUCCGGUAUUCACAUUAGAAGCUCAUGUCGACGAAGUUACAGCUUUACAUUUUAAAGGCGACACCUUGAUUUCUGGCUCAGCAGACAAGACAUUGCGACAGUGGGAUCUGGAGACGGGUAGAUGCGUGCAAACUUUGGAUGUCAUGUGGGCAGCAGCUCAGGCUUCGGCAACUAUGGGUUCCAGCGAAGGUACAUGGCGGCAAACUGGAAAAGUCGCAGAUGCAUCUGCGGAUUUCGUUGGCGCCGUACAAGUCUUCGAUGCUGCCUUGGCUUGCGGUACAGCUGAUGGCAUGGUCCGGCUGUGGGAUUUGAGGAGUGGCCAAGUUCAUCGAAGUCUAGUUGGACAUACCGGUCCUGUGACAUGUCUCCAGUUCGACGAUGUACACCUGGUCACUGGCAGUUUAGAUCGGAGUAUUCGGAUUUGGGAUCUCCGAACAGGAGCAAUCCACGAUGCAUAUGCAUACGAUGCUCCCAUAACGAGCAUGAUGUUUGAUACUCGCCGCAUUGUCUCCGCCGCCGGAGAAGACGUGGCGAAAGUGUACGAUAAGACGGAUGGCCGGCAUUGGGAUUGUGGAGCGGGCGUCACGGCUGCGGAGGAAGGGAAAACCCCAGCCAUUGUUGAUAAAGUUAGGAUUAAGGAUGGCUAUCUAGUUGAGGGCUAUCGGGAUGGAGUUGUUGGGAUUUGGACUUGUUAA